AUGACUACCUGGGAGGUGGCUUAUUCGAUAGAUUCUCACAGCCACGUGAAGGUCAAGCAACGUGCCAUGAAGUUUCAGGGUCGCACCACUUCUGGGCCGACCAUGGUCAAGCAGCCUGGACGUCUCAACAUUGGCACUUGGGAAGACCGAUGCCGAGUACCCGUUGGAGCGAGUGUUCCUCGGGGCUCGGUGCCCGAUUCCGGCGACGCCCAUGAUCUGAUAGCGCAAAAUGGCUACCUGCUGGAGAGCGGGAGCAAUUUGGCCACAAUUGCUGAAGAAGGAAAGCGUCCGGAGCAUAUGGCCUUCGCGGAAGAAGUCAGCAAUACCUUCUCGGGCGACACACUUGAAAUUAGUUCAGACCAUGGAGAUGCAUCAUCCACGCACGAUGAAGAAGAGCAUCCCCAGAAGUGCUUGGAGCUGGAUGCCUGUGAUGACGUGCUGAAGGAUGUUGAAGAACAUGAGAAUGAAGAAGUGAAGACUGGCAAGGGACCAGAGAUAGAGUGUUUCUACAUGUGGGACAGUGAUGAUGAAACAUGCUCUUUGCAAGAAGAGUCGAUCUCAGAGAGGCAGAGAAACAAGGAGGCUGAGGAACCCUUGGAGUUCUCCAUGCUGGACUAUUUGGCACAGUUGCCUGAGGGCGUUGCUGAGAAGCUCCACAGCUGCUUGAAAACGCAUGAAGAACUUGUGAGGCGAUUGUGUCAGAGGAAUGACCUGCUUCGUGCACACAUUCGAAAUCUCCGGCGAGAAGCAUCCGAGGUCCGGCCAUCUCCGCACUUCACGCGCUCUCACCGAUCACCUCAAAGUCCUCAGGCGACAGUGCCAUCUACAAAGCCAUCGGUGCCGUCGUCUCGGAGGCGGCCCUUGGUGGACUCAUCAAAGCUGGAAGCGAAAGCAUGUUCAGAACGUGUUCGAUUACGAGACGAGCAGCAAGAGGCAAAUCUUCGUGCUCGACUGCAGCGCACCAUUAGAGCCUCUCGGGAACGAGUGCAGGCAAUGCAGAGGCGAGUGGAGCGGGAAGAGCAGCAAGUGAAGCAUCGCUUCGAGGUGGCGUUGCAAACCCGCGAUGGACUCGAAAGAAGCAUCAAGGCUGCGUUGAAAGAGCAGAGCUUUGCUCGACUGCGAAUCGGAGAGCUCGAGGAGGCAGUCAAUGUUGAAUCGAUGCGCUUCCGCUCCAAAGAGAAGGAGCGUGACCAGAUGCAGGAGAGGCAGAACUCCCUGCGCAAUGAGAUCAAGGUGCUGCGCUCUCGGGCUCUGAAGCAUCAGCAGAGAGAGCGACGCAUCCAGGACUUGCAAUGUGAGCUGGAGGCAGGGGAUGGCUACCGCUUGAUUGAGUUGAGCAACGGUAUCCAAGCUUUGCUGGUCUCCAAUUUGGAUCCCAAGAAGCAAAAGGCCGCCUGCGCCUGCUGCGUCCAGGUGGGCUCCUUCAGUGAUCCAAGUUUUUGCGAAGGCCUUGCUCAUUACUGUGAGCAUAUGAUCUUCUUGGGCAGCAAGAAAUAUCCUGGCGAAGCCCAAUUCGAGGAGUUUCUUUCAGAGAAUGGAGGCGAAUCCAAUGCCUAUACUGAAUGUGGCUUUGACUGUCUCAGAAAAGACUCAACCUGUCAGGCUCUUCAUGGUGCGCUUGAUAUGUUUGCUCAGCUCUUUCACGAGCCUUUGUUCACGCCAGAUGCCUCGUACCGUGAGUUGCAGGCCAUUGAAUCCGAGUUUCAAAAAAAAACAUCCGAGGAUAGCAUUCGUGCCGAGACGCUCUUCGCCAGCUUCGCCUCUCGGGGACAUCCUUGGAGGCUCUUUGGCUGGGGAAAUUUGCAGAGUCUUGAUGAAGAGCCUAAGAAGCAGGGCGUGGACCUUCAUUCAGAGCUGCAAACGUUCUUUGCCAAGAACUACAAGGCAUGCAGGAUGCGACUCUGCGUCUUUGGUAUUGAAUCCUUGGACUCUCUGGAGACAGCGGUGUCACAGAGCUUUUCUUGUGUGGAGAGUUUUGCCGGAACCACACAGCUGGACUUUGCCCAGUGUGGUAUGCCUUUGAGAAAAGAGGACCUGCCCUCACUGGUUCGUGUACGGCCCAUUCGUGAUGGCCACUCUCUUUGGAUGAGUUGGCAGUUGCCUCCCCAACUUCGAUACUACCACAGUAAACCGGAGAGCUACCUCAGCAGCCUCAUAGGUGAUGAGGGGCCUGGGUCCAUCUUGUCAUAUCUCAAAAAUGAGGGCUGGGCUUCAGAGCUCACUGCUGGCGCUGGUGGAGAUAACUUCAGCCACAGCAGUAACUCAAUGAUCUUCAAUGUGCAGAUCGAUUUGACUGACAAGGGUCUCUCCCACUGGACAGAGGUGGUCAAGACAGUGUUUCAAUAUCUGGAGAUGCUUCGCAGGUUUCAAUCUUUGCCUGCAUACUUGUAUGAAGAGAUCAAGCAAAUCGCGCAGAUGAGUUUUCAAUUUAUGCAGGAGAAGGAUCCUUCUGAUUUGGUGAUUGACUUGAGUGAACGCAUGCUACCACUUUAUCAUCAUCAACCUGAACACCUGCUUACGGCACCCUGGACAUACACAGGUUUCCGCGAGGAUUUGAUUCGGCCUUUGCUUGAUGGUUUAACUGUGCGUGGUUGCUUCUUCAUGCUCAUGAGUAGCAGCUACGGCAGAGCAGGCGGCUUGGACAAGGUGUCGGAAUCGGAGGCAUCCUCCACAUCCGGACAGAGCGAAUUGGAAGCCCAAGGGAACAACAUUGUCCAAGAGAAACCUGAACAGGAGUGCUUGGACAGCUUGUUUGACGGUCAACGCGAAGCGCUAGUCGAACCAAGAUUUGGGACGGAAUAUUGGGUCUCAAGCCUUGACGAGAUGUUGUUACUGCCAUGGGAAUCAGCCGAGCCGCCGCCAGAAUUGCAUGUUCCACCUCCGAACAAGUUCAUAGCUACCGAUUUCACACUGCUCAGAGACGACGUGGAGGAAGAGGAGUUGCCAGACCUCCCACCAUCAGCCAUCGAAGGCUUCCCUCUCAUCAGCGCAAGACUCUCGCCGACGCCACGCCAUCGCAACAGCGAGACGCCAGGCCUGAGGCUUUGGCAUUUGCCCUGUGCACAACGCUUCGGACAGCCACGGAGCUUGCUGAGCUUAAAGAUCACUUCAGCAGACUAUGUCUUUGAUCCAAGCAAUGUCCGGAAGGAGGUCUUGCUCGAACUCCUUUCUGCAUGUUUGCAGGAUAGUCUGAAUGAGAUCUUCUAUACUGCUUCCAAAGCCAAAUUGAAUUGCAGCUUUAAUGACACCAUCUAUGGCUUAAAGCUGAGAGCAGGUGGAUUCAGCCAAAAGCUCUUGGCCUUGGUUGAGACGAUGAUCCAAGGGCUGUGGUUGAAAUCUUAUGCCCAAGACCGCUUCCAUUCUCAAUGGGAAGAGAAGCUGAGGUGCUACCGAAAUGCUUGGCUCAAGCCACAGGUCCACUGCGCAAGCCUCCGAAAGCUGCUUUUGCUCCUGACCACCUCCAGGCCUUCCCAGAAGGAGGCUGAGCUAAGCACUUGUACACUGCAAGAGUGUUACAAUUUCAUGGGUGAUUUCUAUGCGAGUGUGGCCUGCGAAUUGCUGAUGUCGGGAAAUACAUCCCAAGAUGAGCUAGAUUCCUGGAUCAGCUCAUCCCUCGCCACCCAAUUGCCAAUGAAGAACUGCUGUGCUCCCGAUUGCGAUGUGGUGCAGCUUUCACCGCGAACUGCUGCGGUAUGGCUGGAAGCUGGAAUUGACAGCACGCAAAGCAACUCUGCCUUGGAAGUUUACUUUCAACUUCCUGGCCGUGAUAGCUGGACAUGGAAGCAGGACAGAGCGCACAUGAAAGUGCUGUUGAACUUGCUUGAAGACAUGAUGUACGAAAACCUGUUCGAUGAACUGCGCACAAAGCAGCAGUUGGGAUACAGUGUCGGUUGCAGCACGCGUGAUACCUUCGGCGUGCACGGCUUCAGCAUCUAUGUACUCAGUGCUGUGCAAAGACCUCCAAAUCUUCUCAAAGCUGUGGAGACUUUCUUGCAGGACUUUGCCCGACAGUUGCGAGAUUGGCCUCUUGACAAGUUUAACAGCCACAUGGUUGGCCUUGGAGGUCGCAUGCUUGAGCCCAAACGAACUCUGGCUGAAAUACAUGAGGCUUGCUGGUCCGAGAUUACCUUUGGACAUCCUGAGUUUGCUCGGACCGAGAGAGAUGCCGCGAUGCUCGGGGCGAUCCAACCCUCGGAGUUGAUCGACCUUUUCGAGAGAUAUAUAGCCCCAGGUGGCGAUGGUCGAGCAUGCAUUGUCACAGCCGUUGUGCCGAAGGCUGAUGAGGGUGAGUUGGAAGCCCUUUGCCAGGCUCUAACUCCCGGAGGCCUCGAAGUCACCACAGUCUCGGAUGAGCAAAGCUUCCGCUCCAGAAGCAAGCUUCAUCCAAGAAGAGCUUGA
Messenger RNA from Durusdinium trenchii, 4398 nucleotides. The record is from the annotation of a GenBank genome assembly. NCBI's taxonomy places the organism in Eukaryota, Dinophyceae, Suessiales, Symbiodiniaceae.